UGUAUCAAAAAAGCUGUAGAGUUCGCUACCCAGAGAAAACAGUUUGGAAAAAGAAUAGACAGUUUUGGAGCCAUUCAGGAAAAACUGGCACGCAUGGCUAUGCUCCACUACAUUACUGAAUCAAUGGCCUAUAUGAUAUCUGGCAAUAUGGACAGUGGUUCACAGCAUUAUCAUUUGGAGGCUGCAAUAUCGAAAUGUUUUGCUUCCGAAUCAGCAUGGUAUGUAUGUGAUGAGGCCAUCCAGAUCUUGGGUGGCACUGGAUUCAUGAAGGAGACAGGACUGGAGAGGGUAAUGAGAGACUUGAGGAUAUUCAGGAUAUUUGAAGGAACAAAUGAUAUCUUGAGACUAUUCGUAGCUUUAACUGGAAUUCAGUAUGCCGGAGCUCACUUGAAAGAAUUACAGAAUGCUUUCAAAAACCCAACCGCCAAUCUAGGAUUGAUUCUGGAGGAAGCCUCCAAGAGGGUGGGGAGAAAAGUUGGGUUAGGUUCACCACCAGCCAUGGACCACCUCGUUCAUAAAGACCUUGCUCAGUCUGCAAAAGCAGUGGCUGUGGUAAGAUAGAUACAUUAAUAUACU
Molecule: messenger RNA, 576 nt
Organism: Leptinotarsa decemlineata (Colorado potato beetle)
Lineage: Eukaryota; Metazoa; Arthropoda; Insecta; Coleoptera; Chrysomelidae
Product: very long-chain specific acyl-CoA dehydrogenase, mitochondrial-like
Source: RefSeq, a predicted model, not a curated record